CCAACCAUGGCCAAUUUUGCUGUGAUGUUGUUCCUUUGACAACUGGUAAGAUUCGUGUAGGUGAUAGAGUUGAGGUGUUGGAACGCAUUCCAGAGGAAUACAAGCAAGGCCCUUUACCACCUACUGCUUAGAACAUUGAUGUCACAUGAUUAUCAUCAUCAUUACCUCAAAAAAGCAGGCCAUUGUUUUAUGCAGACUAAAGCCAAUAAAUUUAUUUUUUUUUCUUUUUUUAUUGUUUGAUCAUGUCAACUAAUUCAGAGCAUAAUAAGCCUAUUCCAUUUACAACAGAAGAGCCAGUGCGUAGAGAAUGGCUAAGGAAAGAAAUGCUAGAGAUAAAUGAUGCAAGUCAAGACCAAGAUACGUCUGAUAUCAGCAGUGAUCCAGAUUUGAGCGAUGAUCAAAACGCAAUAAAGAACAUAUCUGAAGAGAGUACUAAAUACACUGGCAAUGACAUGAUGACAUUGUUAUCUCGAGAAAUGAACGAAUAUCAAGAGAAACAAGAAGACGAAGUCGCUGCUUAUGAAAAAAGAGUUGCAGAAGCUGAUACAGAAGAAGAUUUACUAAGCAAUGAUCCCGAACUUUUACAGCGAACUGAAAAAAAUCGCAAUAUUCCGUAUGAGCCGAAGUCUUCUAGUUCUAAUACAUUACUCAAUGAGGCCAUACGGCGUGAGUUAUUGGUCUUUUCAGAUAAUCCUACUGUCAUUGAAGAACCCACCAAGCUUAGUGUCAUUCAAUAUUAUGGAGCAGGCAAGACUGGUAUUAUGCCCAUGGCUUAUCGUACGAAACGAAAAUCAAAAGCUUAUUUGGUUGCUUGCGAUUUUAGUAAAGAGAGUUUGUAUGCACUCGAAUGGACAAUGGGAACCAUGAUGCGUGAUGGAGAUGAACUUGAUGUUGCAACUGUUCUGAAUCGAGACGACAAUCCUGACAUAGUCACAGAAACUGGCUUGGAUCUCAAAUCAGAGCUUCAUGUUGUGUCUAAUGCUCUUAUUGUAGAAGCAAAAAAGCUUUUGAGCCAAAUGAUGCUCUUCAAUAUCACACUAAGAACACAUGUUGUGGUUGGACGAGUAAAAGAUAUGCUGAGGGCGUUGACAAGAGUACAUCAUCAUUAUACACUGUUAGUGUGUGGCAGUCGAGGUCGAAGCUCUGUUAGAAACCUGCUUAUGGGUUCUGUAUCUACUUUUUUGGUUCAUAAAUCACCAGUACCAGUAGCUGUUGUUCGUAGACAAAAAAGAAAAAGAAGCAAGUUCGACAAGGGCCCUUAGAGGUACAUUCCCUAAGUCAAAGUAUGUAUAUCGUAUUUCUGCUUAUGCUUUACUUAUGUGCAACAUU
Molecule: messenger RNA, 1329 nt
Organism: Gilbertella persicaria
Lineage: Eukaryota; Fungi; Mucoromycota; Mucoromycetes; Mucorales; Choanephoraceae
Exons: 4
Coding region: 243-1262 (339 amino acids)
Source: RefSeq, a predicted model, not a curated record